Molecule: messenger RNA, 978 nt
Organism: Trypanosoma brucei brucei TREU927
Lineage: Eukaryota; Euglenozoa; Kinetoplastea; Trypanosomatida; Trypanosomatidae
Exons: 1
Coding region: 1-978 (325 amino acids)
Source: RefSeq, a predicted model, not a curated record
AUGUGGCUUUUCUCACGAAGUAAUGACACUAGCGCUGAAGCGGGAAUAAUUUCAUCACUUCCAAAUGCGGCUGAUGCGCACACUGUGACGCAAAAGAAUAUGAAAACUGAAGGCCAUGAGGAUCACGCCGUGUCCACGUCGUUGAUUGACCGCUCCAAAAUAAAUCAGUUAGCCGUCACUAAAGGUGAUGGACGUGUUUCGUUUUUUGAUACGGACUCGAUUGAUUGCAUCGUAAAACACUACGACAAGGAAAUGACUGUCGCUGACCAGAAGAUAAAGCAAAAACAACAAAAGAAAGAAAGGAAAAUGCUGAAUCUUUAUGAUUACGAGGGUGACCGACGUUACAACCAGUGGCUUGCGGACCAGGAGCGUGUUCGUGAGAACCUCAAGCUGCACUGGUUGGAUUUCGCGAUUGACAGACCAAUGCUUUGUUUUAAGUAUUUAACUCGCGUGGGAACGACGGCCGGUCUCUUCUACGGCUUAGGGCGCUCCGUUUUCCUUUAUCGAACAAUGGACAAGAUGUACGCCAAGCUCCAUGGUGUUAGCUUUUCAAAUAUUGCUCUGUACGAGGUAAGUCUUGCUGUCAUCAAGGGAACUGUUGUGUCAGCGGCAGGGGUUGUGGGUGUCGUUGUCGGUGAAUCUGCAACGAAUAUAGCGACUACAGUUAUUACUGGCGAUAUUUCUGCUCCGGAGAGGACAUGGGUGAAUGUGUGCGUCUGCGGAACAUCGUGCGGUCUUUUUAGUGGAGCGGCAUUUGCAGCACUUCACGCAUCCACACUGACAUCGUGGGGGAUGGCAGCCGCUGCAACUGCCAUGACUGUAACUGGUUCCAUUGGUGGCUUUGGUUUGGGAUUCUACUCAUAUAAACCGUACGCAGCAACCCGGGAAAAGCGUAUAAAUGACCCGUACUGGCGACCAUGGUACCAGAGGCGCAUCGCCGACAGCGGUGGUGCGUACAUGCGUGGAAGGUACUCGUGA